AUGGAGGAUCGUGGAGUUGUGAUUCACUCAAGUGACACUUAUUCCACUCCCAUGAAUCCAAUUUAUGGUGGGACAAUAAAGAAGAGUUUGGGGCAAGGGAAGAAGAAUACAACUCAGCAACCGCAGCCACAAAUCGAGAAUGAAAUUGAAGCUGAGGAUGAUGAAGCCCAAACCCAAGAUGUCCCAAAUUCUUCCACAGCUGGUGUCCCAAAUUCUUUCACAACUGGUCUUCCUCUUGAUGCAUUGCAAAUUAUGGAGGAUCGUGGAGUUGUGAUUCACUCAAGUGACACUUAUUCCACUCCCAUGAAUCCAAUUUAUGGUGGGACAAUAAAGAAGAGUUUGGGGCAAGGGAAGAAGAAUACAACUCAGCAACCGCAGCCACAAAUCGAGAAUGAAAUUGAAGCUGAGGAUGAUGAAGCCCAAACCCAAGAUGUCCCAAAUUCUUCCACAGCUGGUGUCCCAAAUUCUUUCACAACUGGUCUUCCUCUUGAUGCAUUGCAAGUAUAUGGAAUGUUGUUGUUACGAUUGACUAGAAAGAUGGAGGAAUUUGAAAAUUCUCAAAAUGAAAUAAAGGAUACUCAAAAUGAAAUAAAGGAGUCUCUGAAAAGGAUGAAUAGUAGAUUAGAUAGAAUUGAGUCUUUUUUUAUGAAAAACAAAGAAAUAGCUAGGAAGUGA
This is a messenger RNA of Ilex paraguariensis (yerba mate), 675 nucleotides long. NCBI's taxonomy places the organism in Eukaryota, Viridiplantae, Streptophyta, Magnoliopsida, Aquifoliales, Aquifoliaceae. The record is from the annotation of a GenBank genome assembly.